Myiozetetes cayanensis is the source of this 3517-nucleotide messenger RNA. RefSeq names its product forkhead box L1 (gene FOXL1). NCBI's taxonomy places the organism in Eukaryota, Metazoa, Chordata, Aves, Passeriformes, Tyrannidae. Bases 1349 to 2248 code for a protein of 299 amino acids. The transcript has 3 exons. Gene Ontology annotation, biological process: regulation of transcription by RNA polymerase II; cell differentiation; anatomical structure morphogenesis. The record is from RefSeq and is a predicted model, not a curated record. Gene Ontology annotation, molecular function: RNA polymerase II cis-regulatory region sequence-specific DNA binding; DNA-binding transcription factor activity, RNA polymerase II-specific.
AGCUACGGCCACAACAACAACAUCAAUAAGAACCCCCCUCUCCCGCUUCCCCGGCCCCCCCGCAGGAGGGCUGAUUCCGGGUGGAUAACGCAGCGAACUCCAAGGAUGCUACCGGCAAGAGAGGGUAACAGGGAUAACAGGCAGCACGCGAGCUGGGAAGAAGGAACGGAGAGAAAAGCCGCAUCCCCGCCUCCAAGGAUUUCCCACCGCGAAGAGGGGAAAACAAGGAAGAAUUUUACUGGGGGAGGGAUCUCAGGGAGAGAGCGGGAGCCCGUAUGCCUGUCUACUGCCGUACACGCGAGUAUUUGUUGUUUUACUAAUCCGUUCUUGGAGUGUCCCAACGAGCGGGGGACUCCCUGAGGUGGGGAAAGGAAGAGGUUUUAGGGGGGAAGACCCUCGUCCGGCUGCCCUGAGGAUGCUCCGGAUGGGUUAGAGCAGCCAGGCUCCGUUACAUCCUCCCCAGCGAGAAUGCUACAGGGGCGGAAAGGCUGCCAGGGAGGGCUGGUCCCCAGUGUGGAGACGAGAGGAGUCUCCCCCACCUACAACCAUUUCUUUUACUUCCCUUUUUUUAAAUUUAUUUAUUUGGGGGGUUAUUGCGUUUAUGGCACUGCGGACGGGUCCUGCAGCUCCCGGGGGCCGGCGGGUGUGCGCACCGCGGGGGAGGGAUGCGGAGUUACCGCCAAGGGCGGUGUCAGAGAGGUGAUUUUCCCUCCCUCGCGUGGGGCCAACCAGUGAGAGGAGAGACCCUCUCAUCCCCCCCGGCUCCAGAAGCCGCCUCCCCCCGCACCCUGGCUGUGUUUCUCAGGCUCUCAUUAGGACGCAUCUGCAGCUCCACAGCAUCGCACUGGCUUUUACCCCGAGGAUGAAACUCCUUCGUCCAGGAGGACGGGAGCAGAAGUGGACGAAAAACCCCACGGGCGAAGGGGAGUUUGCAGGGAAAUCCGGGGUUGAGAAGGUGGAGGCAUCGCCGGGGCCGGGUUAUGCUGGGGGACAGCUCGGAGCCCGGCUUUUACCUCUUCUCCUGCCAGGUAAAAGACCCACCAGGAUCGUGGGAGCUGCACUGUCGGGAUAGUUCUCAGUGAAGGAGGAAGGGAUCCCCCUCAGGCCUUCUCUUCCCUUCCCCGGAGAAAUGAUGCUCCAGGAGCAGAGUGUCCCGGGGUGUCACGCAGAUCCGAGCCGCGGGGUACUGGGGAAAGAGCCGACACCUCCAACUGCAUCGGAAUCCCUCGGGGUCUCGGAUUAAAGCUGUUACGUCAGUAAAUUAAAAAAAAAAAAUCCAAUAACAGAAAACACAGAUCCAAACCUGGACGUUUAUACAGAAAAAGAGCAUCACAAAUUCCUAAUAGCUAUGAAGCAGGGACAGAGGCAGAGCGAGCUCCUUCAGGCAGGGCUGAGAGCUGAGCUCGCACAAACAGCUCCCCGGUGGACUCGUCCCAGCCCCUCCAUGGUUUAUCUCCCGGCCGCCCUCGGCUUCGCCCCCGGGGGGGCGAUCUCCCGGCAGGAUCCCCCGCAGAAGCCCCCCUACAGCUACAUCGCCCUCAUCGCCAUGGCCAUUAAAGAAGCCCCGGAGCAGAAGGUGACGCUCAGCGGCAUCUACCAGUUCAUCAUGGACCGCUUCCCCUUCUACCACGACAACAAGCAGGGCUGGCAGAACAGCAUCCGUCACAACCUCUCCCUCAACGACUGCUUCGUCAAGGUGCCGCGGGAGAAAGGGCGGCCCGGCAAGGGCAGCUACUGGACCCUGGACCCGCGGUGCCUGGACAUGUUCGAGAACGGCAACUACCGCCGGAGGAAGAGGAAGCCCAAAGCCCCGGGGCCGCCGGAGGCGAAGGGUGGCGAGCAGCCGGGGCCGCCCGCCCGCCCCGUCGAGCCCAAGCGGGCCAAGGGGGACGCGGGGGUCCCUCGGCCGGGCCGGGGGGCAGCGGCUUCCCCCGGGGGUCCGCCCCCGGUCGCCCCCGCCGCCGCCCCGCCGCACAAGAACGGCCCGAGGGGCCGCAGCUUCAGCAUCGAGAGCAUCCUGGCGCAGGGGCUGCGGCAGCCGCCCCCCGGGGCAGCCCCCAAGGCGGCCCGGGAGGGCCCCGCCGGCUGCCUCGGCGGUUCCCUGGUCGCCAGCGGCGGCUUCGGCCCGACCCUCAACGCCUCCCUCAUGCUCGACUCCCAGGUGCACGGGAGGCUCUACCACAUCGGCAUCCCCUUUCUCUCCUGCUUCCCUCUCCACGUAUCCGAGGCGGUAUUUAAUUUCCAGUAGUUGCCCCAUAAUUAACCCCCCCUCCCCGGCCCCGGGCGCUGCUAGAGGGGCGCGAUGGGAGUGAGAGACUGGACUCAGACCUCACUGCGCGGGUACAGACCAGAAAAACCCCAAAGUGAUGUAGAAGGUGACUCAGGAUUUCAGGGCAUUUUCAAGGCGCGUCUUGCUGCGGACUCUCUUUAGUGGUUGCCUCCCACCCCCUCGCCAGACCGACUUUUGAAGGUAAACCAGCUUUCUUUUCCCGUGGGUAGUGAAGGUAGAGACAGGCACUGUGGGGAUGGCCACGCUGCCCCCAAGCUCCGUUGGUUUUGCUCUGCACCUUUAGUCUUUGCAUCCCUCAGGUUCCUCAGACCUGGUUUCUUUCGAGCCCUUCAGGUCUCUGGUUUUCUUCUUUUAUUUUCCUUUUGAAAACCCAACCCACUCUGUCCAUCCCUGGGGGAGGGGGCUGAGCUUUGUUUUGCCAUUAAUACCCACAGGCACAUAAUAAUUCCUGAUAUUCCCCGCUGGCCCAGUUCUCCCUGUGCUUAAAGGCAGGUAACUGGAGCUGAAAUAAAGGCAGACCAAGCAAACCAGGCUCAUCCUGCAGAUUCCUGCUUGCUUAGAGUCAGCACUGUGUGUAACUGGUUUCCUGCCCAGCACUUGUGCUUCUCGAGUAUCUCAAUAGAGUUUCUGCUCACUGAUGAGAGGGGGAUGGAUGAACAAACACAGGGAUGCAUCCACUUUCCACAUCUUGCUGGGAUCAGUUGCUUCUGACCACAAAAAGACUGAAGCAGGGUUGUGGAGGCCACUCCUGGCAUUUUGAAAUACGUCUUUUAACAACCAGGACAACUAUCAGGAAAAAAAAAAAGACAUCAGCUAUGUAUCUAAAAUUUUAUUUUUUCUUAAAGAAGGAAGAAUCCAGACACACUACAAGAAAUCAGGAAUAUUUCUUAUUUUUGUUUGCCAUAAAUAGAGGCUUUUUGUAUAUUAGUGGAUAAAUGCCCUUUUGGAAAAAAAAAAUCUAUAUUCUCAAUUUUCAUUAUGAAACGAAACCUAUAUCCAAUAAAAGUAUUUUGUUCAGGAGUGUGGCUGGUGUGAUAUAAACCACCUUGGAGGAUCAAGGAGCGGGGCCUGCUGCUGGAUGCAGUGAAUAUCCUGGUGAGGACAUGAUGGACCUCAUAAAAGGUUGGGAGAGACUAAAACAGAAUCCUUGGAAAUUACCUGUCCCUUGAAACUGAGGUAAUGUUUCCCAAAAUGAUUUUCUCCUUCUCUUGCCUCCAUCCCACCCAA